UAUAAGCCAGGCACUCCGUGCAUGACGUCACAGCGUAGAACGGCUUCACCCAGUGCCCAUAUACGAAUUCCCAAUUGAAAGAGAUUGUGACCCGAUCGAGGUCAAUCGUUGCUACAGACGCGCAAUGGAUAGUCUACGCGCGCGUCGUCUGUACGGGCCGCGCCGGGCGCGGGUCAUAAGUCAUAUGAUUUCGCGGCAAAAUUAAACCAAAAAUUUUAAUAUUUCUUGCCGGCGGGCGAUAUAGCGCGCCACUAGCCUAGCAAGGCUUGUUGCAGCAUGCAGAGCGACAACGAUCGUGCCGAUGCUCAGUAAGAUGGAGUGGAUGCCUAGCUGCUUCAGGCUGGAAAGCCAAACGGAUAAUCAUUCAUUUGGAUGGGUCUCCAAUGAAGAUGAGCUGAACACAGUUCUUGAUUGCCACAGUCGGGCAUCGAUGACAUCUUAUGUAUUUUGGUCUGAUGAUCUGAAGAAACAAUCAAGAAAGCUGAAAGAAAGCAGAAGGUUGCUUUGGAAGCUUCACAGCAUUGAUGAUGGAGUACCACUUAUGGUUGACCGGACAAUCAUAAGGUCAUGCCAAUAUGGCAAACCCCACAAGAGGCCCGUCAAGCAGGAGAGUAUGGCACUGGAUCCUGAGCAUGCAUACAGCUCCAAGAGCAAGAGCAGAUUCGCCACUCAAACCACCAGGAAAGUGUGCUGCAGAGCCCAAAUCAUCAUCCGUUAUGUUAGCAGAUUUGAAUCAUUUAAAAUGCCACUGAAUGCAAGCAGGCAAACCCGUCAGCAAGCACUUGAUGCAAUCCAUGGCAGCUAUAUGAGCAACACAUCAUCUCCUGUUAGCUCUACAAGACGGAUAUACCUUCAGCUGCCUAAGGUCACAGCCCACACUGGCCAUGAUGUCACUCAAGAAGAAGGCUUCUCCCAUCGCAUCCAUCCUAUGGUCAAGGCAAAAAUAUACCAGCUUGUUGGGUCAGGAAUCACAUCGUGUCCACUAAUUAAAACACUGCUAGACAAAUACAUCAUCAAAGAUCUUUGCAGGUAUGACAUGGUCAAACCCCAAACGAGCGAUCGUGCUUACUACCCAACCAGCAGGGACGUGAAAAACCACAUUCACAGGGCCCUGGUUGCUGGACAAUAUUCAGCACUGGACGUGGACAACACUGAACAAAAAAUAAACGAGUGGAAAGUAACAGAGCCAACGUCAAGCUUCCAUCUUCGUAAGUGUCAAGAGAAAUCUGGCGACGAGGAGGAAGACGACACAGGGCACUUGUUUCUGUUUGUUCACCAGACACAGCAACAGCAGGAACUACUGCGACGCUAUGGAGAGAUGGUACUCCUAGAUGCAACCUACAAGACAUCAAAGUAUGCACUGCCUCUGUUCAUCAUGGCAGUUCGCACCAACAUAGGGUACAUCCCAGUUGCAGAAUUUGUCCUUGAAGAGGAAACAUCUAGGAGUAUUGCAGAGGCUCUUCAUGUCAUAAAAGAGUGGAUGAACAGCGAUGAUGCAAAGAAGUCUUGGGAGCCAAGCUACUUCAUGACCGACUACAGUGAUGCUGAAUACCAGGCUAUCAAGAAAACAUUCCCAAACAGCAAAUGCUAUUUGUGUGCCUUUCAUAGAGAGCAAGCAUGGCUACGGUGGUCACGGGACUCAAAACAUCAGCUCUUGCCAACAGAGAGGGAGACUUUUCUCACAAUGAUGAGGAACAUUGCAAGUGCUCCAACUGAGAAUGAGUAUAAUGAGGCAGUGAGAUGCCUCAAAGAGAGUGCACUAUACAGGAUGAACAAGCAGUUACAAGCCUAUGUCAACUCGAAGUGGCUAACCAUCCCUGAGAGAUGGUGCCAGAGUUUCUUUGAGACUGGAUUCCAUGUGCAGGUUACAACAAACAAUGGAGUGGAAUCCCUUAACCACAGUCUGAAAUCGUUCCAUUUACAACUGCGUUCUCUUGGAUCACUAUCAAGUAUGCUAGAAGUUCUGACACAGGACUUUGUAAGUGCUCAAAUGCAGCGAUACGCCCGUGAAAAUUGGAGGCAGAGCACUUUCAAUAAGUCAUACAGCAUGAAAGUACCAGAUUUUCUUCACAACAGACCCAAACAUGUCAUUAAACACAUGAUGAGCAGGCUGGAGAAUUCGAAGGUGUACAAGAAAGAUGAUGUAGCAAUGACAGCACCAAGAUGCUUCAAAGUCAGAAGUGAAAGCGGAAAGCAGGGUCAAUCAUACGAAGUAAGCUUGGGGUCAGCAGAUCAGGCUCCCAAGUGUGAAUGCCAGGAUUGGAAGCAUACAUUCUUACCAUGUAAGCACUUGUUUGCAGUUCUCUCCAACUCUAACUUGACAUGGGAUGACUUACCUGUUUCAUACAGAGAGAGUCCUUAUCUGACUUUGCAGCCCCACUGGCUCACACACCCCGAAGAUUCCCUGCACAACCUCCAUGACCAUGAUGAUUCCGGUACAGAAAAAGCACCGUGUACCGAAUCCUCAUCUAGUCAGUCACAAGACAGGCCAGUAGAAGAGCCCAACAAGCAGGUCAAAUCUUCUGCCAAUGAAGUAACAACUAGACAGCAUCACCUUCAGGAAGCCAUCAAGCAUCUUCAUGAUGCAUCAUUCCUAUGUCAGGAUGCUGAUAUUCUGAAAACAGCAUCACUCCAAAUAAAAUAUCUCACCGAGAAAUUGAGCACAGGGUUUGUCAAGGAUGGGGGGCUUCCUCUGCAUUUACAGAAGGACAAAACCGCUCAAAUGACACCGCGGCAAAUACCUACCAGGAGGAAGAAGAAGACCAAAGUAAACCGCCCAACACCAAAGAAGAGUGUCAAGUUCACAGACCAGAGGACUGUUCAAGCUACAUGUGAUAGCUCCUGUAAGAAGAUGACAGGUGAGUCUCUCCAAUAA
This is a messenger RNA of Patiria miniata (bat star), 2875 nucleotides long. RefSeq lists its product as uncharacterized. The coding region runs from base 302 to 2875 and encodes 857 amino acids. Lineage: Eukaryota; Metazoa; Echinodermata; Asteroidea; Valvatida; Asterinidae. The record is from RefSeq and is a predicted model, not a curated record. Gene Ontology annotation, molecular function: DNA-binding transcription factor activity; zinc ion binding. The transcript has 8 exons.